CUCGCGGACCCCUGCAGCAACGCGACGCACGCAGCAUGACACUCGUCCUGUAGCGUCUACCAUGUGCAGGCCUGUGGCGUGUGUGCGGGAGCUAGCGAGAUUUUCUAUCAGAUGAGACAUGGGAGCGAGGUGGCAGUCCUCUCAGCGUCCUCUCUUUGUCCGGACAGUCUGGGUGGACGGUCGUCGCCACGCCAUCCUCUCACGAGACGACCCUCUGGUACGUCUGCCCAGACCAUCCUCCUCCAUCGGCGCCUCAGACUCGUCCUCUGACUCCUCCGACUCUUGUCUCGGCUGUCCUCUGGAAGAUUGUCUCAUCAAGCUGCGACUCGCACUUCAUCCCGACUCUUACCGGGGCAGUUUGAAGGAUGCUAUCUACCCCAUAAGACAAGGUACAGUGGAGGCGUCGCAAUGCUACGAUCAUGAAGAUUCCGACUCUCUCUUUGACAACGACCAUGACUACGAACUACCACAGAGACGUCUUCCGCUGCUCGGACAGUAUCCUAAGGUGUACUCGUUUGACCGAGCAGACCAAGUAUCAUUCCUGCCUGAGCUACAGCUGAACCCAUUAUCAGAAAGAGUCCUACAAUGGCUUGAUCUAUCCGGAAAAGGAAAAAGACUUCACACUGCUAUUCACAGGGAGAUAGAAAUCAACCGUGAAGAGAAGAAAUCGCAGAUGCUGGAUAAUAGAAAACAACAUUUGUCUCGGAGAAGAGAACUGCCGCAGAGGAGACUAAGUGUGGACAUUCUCUCAGACACGAAACUGUCAGCGAGAUCCGUGCACGACUCUCGAACACGCAAGAAGUCACCACUGACUACAGUGAUGCCUCCACUUCUCAAGCCAGGAUGUCAAACAGAAACGGAUGCUGAUAAAGCUCCUGCAGAAGAACUACCAGUUGUUCAAAACUUUGAGCCCCCGCGACUGCUCCGUCACGGACCUACCUGGCCUUCGCCACAGUCCACCCCUAACCGUCCCCAGCUGCACAUCUUCAUGCCACCCCUAGACGACAACAGACCGGGGGACAACUCUGAGAGUGAAUCCAACCAUGGAGACGCAGAGGGAUCUUGAGGAGUUGCAUCACAUUAGAGAGACUUUUUCAAUUUUGUAUACUUAAAAGUAUGAUUUAAAACUAAAUAAAUGUGAACUACCACAUCACUGUUCUUAACGAUGACAAGAUUUGAAUCCAUAGUAUUUCUGUCAACCGUGUGGCCAGUUUUUUUUUUUUAUCUGAGGUGGUCAGUUAGAAACGGCUGCCAGAUGUUUUGUAUUAAUUUUGUUGUGCUAGUACUGUAUCAGUCUCUUAGGCCUGAUCUCUGAAGUCUGAGCCCAGCCAUAAAAGAUACCUCUUCAAGGACAAAACCCCUUGAACUAAUCUCCAACUAACGCAGAAUUGAUGUCAAAAAUCACUAAGGAUCCUAAUUAUACAGGCCAAAAAAUACUGAAGGACGAUAACCAGAUUAGCCAAAUGAGAAAUAUUUUGCAUUUCCACCACUGGAGUCGUAAUAGCAAAAAUGAAGUAAUAGUUAGCAAUCUUGAUUACAGCUUGACUUACUGUUUUAUACAUAUAAACAGUUUGAAAUUGAUUAGAGUUUCAAUGUGAUUAAACUCCUCACGAUGGCAAAAAUUAAUAACCCCAACAUUAAGUUGCAAACCGCUUUUUUGAAUGGAUAUGUGUAGUUUUUCCGAAAGUGUUAAUUAUGUUAUACAAUUAUUGUUAAAGAGUAUAGCUUGUUCUGUAA
Messenger RNA from Macrosteles quadrilineatus (aster leafhopper), 1737 nucleotides. RefSeq lists its product as uncharacterized. NCBI's taxonomy places the organism in Eukaryota, Metazoa, Arthropoda, Insecta, Hemiptera, Cicadellidae. The transcript has 6 exons. Bases 119 to 1066 code for a protein of 315 amino acids. The record is from RefSeq and is a predicted model, not a curated record.